Podarcis lilfordi (Lilford's wall lizard) is the source of this 39589-nucleotide messenger RNA. NCBI's taxonomy places the organism in Eukaryota, Metazoa, Chordata, Lepidosauria, Squamata, Lacertidae. The record is from the annotation of a GenBank genome assembly.
AAAGAGCUCCCUCAGCCAGUCGAAAAGAGGCGAAGCCGCUCGCUCUUUUUCUCUCUCUCGGGGAGCUGCCGCCGCCGGCGCGCUUCGAGUCCCAAAGUCGAACCGAAGUGGAGAAACGCGCGGGAAAGGCGAGCGGCGGCGGCGACCCUUUGGCCCGCCUGUCCCUUCCGCCACCCAGGGCAGCAUGAGGAGGGGCUGCUUGCCUGCUGCCGCUUCCAGCGUCGGAGAAGGAGCGAAGGGACGCCGCCGAAGCCGAAGGAGAGGCGGGGAAGGCGCGCCGAGGAGGCAGCUCGCUCGUGGCCCCGCCGCGCUCUGAGGGGACGCCGCUCGCCGCCUUUUCUCCUCGCUGCUGUUGCCGCCGCCUCUCCUCCUCCUCCUCCUCCUCGCUGGGCGCGUGUCUGUCUGCCUGCUCGCUCGCUCGCUCUCCGGCUCCCUCGCCCGCGACUCCUUCCUUCCAAGGGGGGCGCCGGCUGCUGCUGCUCUUCGCCGCCGCCGCGCUGCAUGGGGCGCGAGCGCUUGGCGCUUUCCAGAUAUGGUCAAGGCGGCGUCGGGGGUGGAGGUGGCGCUGCCGGCCGCGGCGGGCUCUCUGUGAUCGCCGGCACCCGAGGAGGGGGGCCCGGCGGCGGGAGGAAGAAGCGGACCCGCUGAAGGAAGGCGAGUAGCAACAGCGGCGGCGGCGCUUGCCUACUCCUGCCUACAACCAGCCAGCCAGCCAGCCGGGGAGCGGCGGGCGAGCAACUCUGUCUGCAGGUAGGUAAGGAGCGGAAGCAGGAAGAGGCUUUUGUGUCCCGCCGACAGGGCUGCUCGGUGGCCAGGAGCGACCCGGCAGGAGCCUCCGCCGCCCCUCCGGGUGGGCCCUCGCCGCCUGCCGCGCGCGCUCUCCGGGAGCGGGCGGGCACCUUGCAAAGAGCGGCUGGCUGCAUGGACGGAGGAGGGAUGAAUGGACCGGGAGGGACCGAUGGCUUCUCCGUCUCCCCUCGGCUGGCUGGUGGGCAGCCAUCACGCGCAGGCAGCACCUGUGCCGAGGACCCCACACCCAUUGCAGUGUGCGCGGAAAUGUGCCUUCUCGAGAGGGGAGGGGAGCACUAGCGUAACCGUGGGGUGGAGAGAGGGAGAGAGAGGGGGAGAGGGCGCUGGGCUCAAAAGCUGAUCUUGCAAAAGCGGCGAGGGUGCCUGGCCAGGGGCUGUGGGGGGCUCCCGGGGAGAUGUGGGGUGGGGAGAUGCCCUUCCUCAGAGAUGCUCAGAGAGAGAAACGAGUGAUGGGGUGGGGUUGGGGAGGGGGCGCCAGGCGGGAUGCUUAGGGAUGCUUAAGUCUGGUCCUCCUCCUUAGGCAAGGUUCCCUAUCCGGGGUGUGUGUGUCUGUGUGUGUUGCCCGCGCCUCUCCGCAAACACGCCCCCUUUGCCCACCCUCUCUCCCCUCCUCCCGCUGCUCCCUGCGUGGCUGCCCAGGGUGGGAACUUCCCAGGCACCUCGUGCUGCUUGCAGGGAUCUCCCCGGCGACCGAGGGAGGGACCUGUUGCUGCAGAGGAGGUAAAUAUAUAUAUAUAUUUAUAUAUAUUUAAAAAAUCUGAUUUCAGUAUAUAUGAAGAAGGAGAUUCUGCUCCGGCUUCGGAGGAUGCUGCUGUAGCGGCAGCGGCGGCGGCUGCCUCUGGCGUGUCCGCUCCAUUGACAGCGCUGCAGCCGGGAUGAUGAAUGGCUGGGAGCGGAGAUUCGUAUUUCCCUCUUCCGUCUGCGGGAGGGAGAGGAACCAGCCCGGGUGGCUUUUGGGGUGUGAUUGGUUUUGUGUGGAAGGGGAAGCGAACGGCGCUGGGCGUCUUCAGCCAGGGAAAGGGCACCCCUCUCCCGCAGUAAAUGGGAGGCAGAGGGGUGGAGACUGCGCCGGUGGCUGGAGGGUCUGCAUAUGCAGAGGGUAUCAGGAAAAGGAUUAUUAUUAUUUUUUAAAAAACACACACACGCUGCAGUUUCUAGGCAAACUCGCCGUCUUAUUCUUAGCAGCUGCUCUGUGACCAGCAAAGGAAAAGCUGUGUGUGUGUGUGUGUGUUGAGAGAGAGAGAGAGAGAGAGAGAUCGUGUGUGCAAGCAGCAUGGUUCUGGAUGGAAACCAGAAUUUGCCUGGAAAGGGAGAGAAACCAUAGCUUGGAACCUCGUGCGAUUCUUGCAUCUCAUUUCGGCCAUGGGGAGGAAAGGGCUGAUGCCGUCAAAGUGGGUGGGUGGGAGGGAGAGGUGUCCUGGUUGAGGGAUAAGCCAGAGGCUAUCGGGAUCCAGGUAUCUCUUCCUAGCAUGACUACAGAACACACCCACCUAAAGGAAUCUCCCUUUCCAUGCCCCUGCCGCUCCCUCCUACAUAGGUCAAUGUGGUAGCGGAUGGAUAGAACAGCUGCAUUGGGACCACUGCGUGGGUGGGUGGGGUGGAGUGUGCUUAUGGGCAUCAUCCUGCCUUCCUGCAUGGUUGAGAGACAUGAGGUGCACAUCUCCUUCCUUGAGCCUCCCCUGAACUUAAGCAACUGUGGGAUGACAACCUUGGGAUGCAAAGGGGGAGCCUUUCGCGUCUCCUGCAAAUAGUCUCUUUGCGGCUGCAUUUUAAAUUUUUUCUUAAUCGUGGCAUUGACUUAAAUGUGUUAAAGCAUUUAACUACAAAGAGAUGGGGGAGACGCAUACACGAAAAGCCAUAGUGGAGCAAUUCACGGCUGUAGCAGCACCGCUAUAGUUUCCAUGGCUGUGGGAAGGUGGCUUGCGCCAGCCAUGCUGGGGAUCUGUGGGUGAGCAUUUGCAUGGUACUCCCUGCCGUGUAUAUAGAAGUGCAGGUCUUUAGAGAUGGCUAUUUCCAGCAAGGUGCUUGAAGCAGCAAAAGAAGUAGCCCAAGUGGCUUCGAGCAACAUGCUGUCCGAAAGCAUCUGCAGGUGUUUCUUGAAGCAGGUUGUCAGAAAUAGGCGUGCCGAACUUGUGCUUGUGUGCCUGGGUGGGGAGAGAGAGCUCCGCGCAUACCGAAACCUGCAGACUUUCAGCAAGGGAAAAGCAGCUCCGAAAUAGCCCUAAUUGUACAUCACACAAGGUUUCCAAUGAGCAAGGCAAGGUAGCAGGGAGAAAUAUAGUGAAGACCCUGGAACAAAAAACCAGCAUGUUAGAGAGAGGUUGGAAAGCUUAGUGAUGAGAAAAUGCCAUUUCUCAAGCACAGCAUGGGAGCAAGUAGAGGGUUAACUAGAAAAUGUUCUUCCACGGGGGCUCACUCUAAUUUUCUUCAUUUUUCCACAACAGUUGCUCAGUCUGACAAGCAAAAGCAAACUGCUGCCUUUGUAGCACUUGUUAAUUUUGCUUGAUUUAGCAUGUUUGCUGUUGGACGAAAAUCGAUUUUUCUUUUUCCUGCACAGCAAAUUCGCUGGCUCCCCGCAACACACACUUUCCCUCUAGAUAUUUACUUAAGUCUCUUCCUCAGGCAAAGAAAAUAAUUAGAGACACCUGCAACCCUGAUUGAGUUCUAAUUCUCUUUCCAAGCAAUUCGGGAUUCGUACUAUUAGGAACUCCAUUAUUGUCAAGAAACACAUUGCGUAGGUUUCAUCUUCUAGGUGGAGGCAUGAAUGCAUCUUACCAGUAGUUUUAGUUUAAUUCUUUAAUAGCAGCCUGGCUGAUUUUUUAAUAUCCUGGUUGUGCAAAGCAACCUUUCCAACAGGGGUAGGUUGUAUAGUAGCAGCAAACUGCCAAAACACACUACCAAUCCUGUAAACAGAUGGGGGAAGAGCCUUACUUUCUAAAAAGAAGGAAAGCCAUAAUAACAUACAAAAGGGUUAGCUCUAGUGGAUGCAAUUAAUUUUGCUGCUCUCUUUGUUCCAGCUUUAUAGGCAGUCUGUUCAAAUCCAUCCAGGUGCGCAGGACCGAUUUCUCUCUUUCUGUCUUCUCAUCAUCUUUAAUCAGCUAGGUGGUUCAGUGACAUUUUUUUUUCUCCCACUUCCAUCUGCCGAAUCCUUCUGCAACCUGAACAAAUUUUAUACAGUAUAUUCCCAAGGUGUUCAGGAGGCUGUUUUUUUAAUAAUGUUAAAAUCUACUACCCCAGCUCCACACUUUUCUGUGGAGCUGCCCAGAUCCUUCUUCUCAUGGGACGAAGCCGUUCUUGCUGGCACCCCAUAUCAGGGGUUCCCAGAGUCUCAUGGUCCUUCUGUGUCAAAAAACAUUGGAAUUGUGUGCUGGCUGGCUUAGCCUAGCAGUCCGUCUAGUUCAGCGUUUUGACAGCAACCGGCCAGAUGCUUAAAGCACCAAUGUUGGAAAGAUUCCAGGUGCUUCAAUCUUUUAUUUUUAUUUAAAAAGCCAGCUGUUGUAGUGCCUAGAAAAUGCAACAUAGGCAGCCCAAUAAAAUGCAUGCGUCUUCAGAAAAAGCCCCACGGAGUUCACAGUGGGGUUUACUCCCAUGAUGCAGCGAAGGCAAAGGGGGCACUGCCCCACCAACUCCAGUAUUUGCUUGGCCAGCCCCCACCUGCUUGCCUUCUUACUGACAACCAGCUCAGGGGGUGGCACAACCUGUCCGCUUCCUCCUUCUCAGUGUUGCCCUUGUAGAACUCAGCAAAGAGGACGGAAACACAAGAAUUAGUUGGCUCUGCCUGUCAUUGGCUCCACCUACUGUUCAGGCUUCUUGCCUUGUGCCCUAUCAGUUCCAAUGCACAUCUCUUGCCACUGCUCCCGUGUAAGUGCAUACGAUUGCAUUCAGUGCCGAGUGCCACAAAAUCUGCAGCCGUAAAUAUUGGGCACCUAAACAUUUUAUCUUGGUUCCCAAUACUGUAAUUUGAUUUCCACACCCCUCCUCCUUUUUCUUCAGAACUGCUUAGAGAAAUCACUAGCCUUGAUGUGAUAGAGAUAGCCCACUUUCUGUCAUUAUCUGGUAGUCCUGAUAAAUUAAGAUUCUGAUUUUGUCUUUCACCUGGCCACUGCUAUAUCUGUGUGCUGCACCAGGGCAGCAUGGAAAAAUGAAGACAGGCAUCUCAGCAAGCAGUGUUCACUGUUUUUCUUGGUUCUGGGUGUGCUAAGAAUAAUGAUACUCAUAGAAUGUGUUUUAUACCAGGAUUGACUAUUUCAUAGAGUUGGAAAAGACCACGAGGGUCAUCUAGUCCAACCGCUGGCUAUUCAGGAAUCUUUUGCCCAACAUGGGACUCAAACCCAUGGCCCUGAGAUUAAGAGUCUCAUGCUCUACCGACUGAGCUAUCAGCAUUUUAUAUAUAGCAUCUGCUGAGCAUCCCAUGGUUUCUCAUGUACUCUCUCAGUAGAAAAACAACAGAUUUCUGAUGCUAUGCUUGCUUAUCCAGAAAGCACACUUACUGCUUCUGUGUCUCUCCACCCCAACAUUGUCUGUGACUUUCACUCCUCCAGCUGCACCACCUUUACGCACCUGAAGGCCUCCUGUUCCCCUCAAACAAAUCUACCCUUUCUUCGUUGCUGCCGUUCAUGCCUGGAAGUGCCUCCCAGAAUGUCUCUGUGGCUCCACCUCUUGUACUCCUCAAAACCCACCUUUUCUGCGAAGACUGUAUGGCAACCAAGCCUAAGGAGGCUUGACUGAAAUAAGCACAUAUUCCUCCCCCUUCUCUCUCUUUUCCUUUCCUUUCACUGUUGUCUCAUUUGCUUUGAAUUACAGGGUUACCGUACAAUGAAGUUAUCCCAUUCGCUUCUACCUGCACAAUGGAGCUUUCUCCUCAUGCACACUUCCCAAAUCUGCUCCGGAGGGGUGGGGGAAGGUGACACCAGAACAGAUAGGGAUGGGCACACUGGUAGAGGGAGGGGGAAGUUUUGUUGUGCAGGCGUGGAAGUCUAAGAGCGGUAGACUCGUAAUCUGGUGAACUGGGUUCGCAUCUCCGCUCCUCCACAUGCAGCUGCUGGGUGACCUUGGGCUAGUCACACUUCUUUGAAGUCUCUCAGCCCCACUCACCUCACAGAGUGUUUGUUGUUGGGGAGGAAGGGAAAGGAGAUUGUUAGCUGCUUUGAGACUCCUUUGGGUAGUGAUAAAGCGGGAUAUCAAAUCCAAACUCUUCUUCUUCUAAUGGGACAACUUUGUUGCAUGGAGCUGUUAGAUUGCAAACUCCUUGGGGCAGGGACAUGGCUCCUUGCACUUUUAAAAGAUCCGAGUGCUGGGUAAAUAAUCAUAAUAGGCAUUCUACUUCUAAAGAGCAUAAAAAUAGCCCUACUAGGUCAGGCCAAAGGGUGAUAUAGUCUAGCAUCAUGUUCCCAUGGUGGCCAACCAGAAGCCGGCAAGCAGGACCAGAGUGCAACCGUUCUCAUUCUUAUCAUGCCCCUUUAAAUGCAGUGCGACUUCCAUUUAUGAGUAAGCACACUUGGUUGGGGCUGCAAAAUUAGAUCAAGUCAGAUUUUAAUAUUAGUGGCCUUUAUUAAAUUUGUAUAGUGCCCUUCAUCUGAAGAUCAUAGGGUGUUUCGCAACAUAAAAAUUCCGAAUGAGAACACAAAAUAGGUAAUAAAACAAAAUAAAAAACAAGGAACAAACCAAUAACCCCCACCUCCCACAAACACAUUUCAAAUGGCGUAGAAUGUUAGUCAGCCCAAGGCCUAGUUGAAGAGAAAUGUUUCUGCCUGGCACCUAAAGCUGAAGGCGCAAAGUGGGGAGAAGCAUUUCAUGAAUGGGGAGCCUGCCACUGAAAAAGCUCGCUCUCAUAUUGCUGCCCUUUGGGACUCUUGUGGAGGAGGCACACGAAUAAGGGCCUCCGAUGAUGGUUGCAGGGUCCAGGUUGGCUCAUAUGCGGAGAGAGGUGGUCCGGGAGGUAUUUAUUCCUCACAUUUCUAUUAAAAUCCCACUCAAAGCAGCUUACAAAGAAAACAAGAACAGUAUUAGAACACUAACCUUAUGUAUUCAAUAUUUGUUUAUAGCAUAUGUGUGCUGCCCCAUAACACACUGUUCUUUGGAAGCCUCCUCCACAAAAGGUCUAGGGCAGGGGUUGGCAAGGUUUACCUUGCCUGGGCCAGUUCACUCCAGAGGAGAUCCCUCUGUGGGCCGGAUUGCGUACGCAUGGCUGUAAUUUCCAUCUACUGUGCAUGCACAGACACGAUUUACGGCACCACGAAAGUGAGACUCCACACCGUGCUGCGCUGGUUUAGUGCAGCGCGCGGGGACUUGCCGAGCAGGUGGCUCGGUUCAUGGACGGCUUGUGGGCUGGUUAAACAACCCCUGUGGGUCUCUUGUGGCCCAUGGGCCUUAGGUUGCCUACCCCUGGUCUGGGGGGGCGGGGCAACACAAGAACAAGUCUUUUCUGCAGUGGCUCCCCGCUUCUGGAAUGCUCUCCCCAGGGAGGCUUGCCUGGUGCCAUCACUGCAUAUCUUUAGGUGCCAACCAGGCAAAAACAUUCCUCAUCUCUUAGGCUUUUGGCUAAUUAAAUCAUCUAUGGCCUUUGAAUUGUGUGUGUCUUUGUGGGGGGGUAUUCUUAUUAUCUCAAAUUCUGAGUAGGAAGUGGUUUUUCAGGUAAUCUGGCCCCGAGCCAUUAAGGGCUUUAAAUGACAAGAGUUUUGAACUGGCCUACAAAAUGGACAGUGGAAAAGCCAGUGGAAAUGAUGAUCUGCUGAUGGGAUAUGUUCAAAUCUUCAAAUCCUUAAGGAGGUCUGCUUCACAUUUUGAGUACCAUAACCCUUAAGUAAUUCUUGCAGUGAAUGCUAGCAUUGGUCUUUGUGGCUGCUCCUUCUGAGUGCUGAAGUAGCUGCCAAUUUUCAUCUGCUGCCACUAUUAUUUCCUUUUGACACUCCUGUCCAAUUAUCUGGGACACCAUGCCAAAAGAAGUGGGGCCCCUAUUCUGAACCAGAUUAUGGGCUCUAUUAGACAGCGUGCCUUCGUCUGUUACUAUUCACGUAGAAAGGUGAGCACAGACUUAUUCAGACGCAGCCUCCAAUUUCCUACUAUUCCAUCCUGCCGUUGCAUCUUUCCGCAGUAGAAACAUUAUUUUGCAAAUUUGUAAAACCUUUUACAAAUUAAACUCUACUCCAAACCUCAUUGCGAUGCCUUUAAGUGUUCUACAAGCAGUUCAACAUAUGCUCAAGCGAAAGUGGUGCUGGGUGCAGAAUUCAGCUCCCUGAGAAUCACAGCCUUAAUUUAGAAACAAAACCCAAACAUUUCUAGUCUUUAAGGCUGUGAAUAAAGGCUUGAAAGUGUGUGGGCAAUGUGGUAAAAUUCAAGAACCGGAACAGUGACUGAAUAAAUGACGCAGGUAUCAUUGCUGGUUCUCUGUACUAUUCCUUCCCCCUCCUCUGUGCCUAGCUGAAUAUUUUUUUGCAAAAUAAGCAUAAUAUUCAUAAUGAUUUGCAUAAUUUAGACCUGUUCGACUUUCUUUGACAUAGAAUUUGGGUUACCUUGGUGCAAACUGAGCUCCCGUUGCUCUGUCCCAGCUUCUGCCAACCUAGCAGUUUGAAAGCACACCAGUGCAAGUAGAUAAUAGGGUACCACUGUGGUGGGAAGGUAAAUGGUGUUUCUGUGUGUUCCGGCUUCCAUUACAGUGUCUCAUUGCACCAGAAGCUGCUUGCCACAUGACCUGGAAAGCUGUCUCUGGACAAACGCCGGCUCCCUCCGCCUGAAAGCGAGAUGAAUGCCGCAACCCCUUUGACUGGACUUAACUGUUCAGGGGUCCUUUACCUUUUAUCUUUACCUAGGGUGGUGAUGGGAUAUUUGCUUUGGGUGCCAAGCAAGCAAGCAAGCAAGGAGGCAAGCAAAUAAAUAAAUAAAUAAAUAGCCUUUUUAUCCAUCCAAGUUCUCGGCUUUGCCUGCCUGCCUGAUGCUCCGAUGUUCCAAACAUUUAACCUUUUAACUAAUGUUCAAAGAUGCACAGCUGCCUUUCCAUUUUGGCUGCUGAUUUUAUUUUGAAAGGUUCCUGCAGAAAGAAUCAGACACGGUGAUAUGAAGAGAAAGAACAAAAAGAUCAGUCAUGGUUUCAUAAUCGUUUAAACAUUUUGAAAUGUCCUGUUCGGGAAACAUAAGAUAGCCCUGAGAUGUUUUGCAUUGGGGUUGCCUUCAGUGAAGUCCGGUGCCUUUUGCCCAUUUUUGGAAAAUGUUUGGGUGGUUAUUUUUAUAUCACCUUUUGCUUGAUUUCAGUGCCAUGGAAGUCAUAUUGAUGAGAAGAUUGCAGAGGUUUGCAUAUGCAUGCCGUGUGACUCCUAGGCUAGUGAUAGGUUAAAGAACCAAGAAGGGAGGCGGGAGUAAUGCUCUGUGCACCAAUGGAUGGCUGAAAGUUAGCAGUACUGGCAUCUAUCAGCAUCACCAUGCCUAUGCUCAUAUUUGGUAAAGUCUGCCAAUUUGCAUCACUGUGGUUAUGCUAAUAAUAUGCUCCUCCAGCAUCUGAUAAAACCAUCUCAAUUCCCCGGUGAUUUUUGGGGCGAGGUGUGGAAGAGCCCAGAAGGGUAAAUGUUUAUAGGAGAAACCUACCAUAGCAACAGAGUUGUCAUUAGUUGUCUGCUUGGGAUCAGAGUGAGGCCAAUUCAGGAGAUGCAAUUUUAUGCAAUUAGCUUCCAGCAGCAAUGCAAUUCUUACUGGGCGGGGAUGAGUUUUGGAAUGGCGAAUUUCAGUGCUGAACUAGGAAUGUAGGAAGACUCAGUUUGGGCAGUCCCCAAAUUGGAAACGUUCCAGUUAAGAUUUGCAGUGGCUUUAAUUAUUAUUAUUAUUAUUAUAUGAGGAGAUUGCUAUCAGAAAUAGGCUGAGAGAAACAACAGAGGAAAUGGGGACAUAAAGGCUAGGACAGACUAAGCUGGGGAAGCAAGCAUAUGUGUAUAAUUUUAUUAAUUUAGCAAAAAUUUAUAUGCCACUUAAGUUACUCCCAUCAGCAUUUUAGUGUGAAUUUUUCCUAAUAUACACAUUUUGGUAGGCAAUUUUUCUUGAAAUACAUAUUUUUUGCAAAAGUUUUCCCCAAUAUAAUGCAUUCUCUUACAUCACUUUCACUAUAUAUGCAUAUUUAUGCCUAUUUUAACCUACUACGUACAAUUUUGUACCCAUCGCUUGACUGAAGAACUGCAUUGCAAAAAUUCAAAAGAAUGCCUGUUUCAAAGGAAGGCUGUGUUUUUUGGUUCACGUGUUAUUUCAGAAAGUGUGACUAGGCAUGUUCUCCUUUAGAUGCAAACUGAGUUGAAUUGCUUCCCCAUCCCUAUUGCCCACCCAAGUCAGCUCUCUCAUCCGUGAUCAGAGAAUGCGCUAUAUAUUUGCAGCAAAAGAGUUACCUUGAAGGAAAAUGGUCUGAGCACAAGAAGUCUGCAAUAAUAAUAAUAAUAAAUAAAUAAAUAAAUUAUACUGGACUUGUUCUGUCAUGGUGCUGCUGGAGUAACUAUGAUGUGGUUGGAAUUAGUAGAAGGAUUUCAUUGGGUAAAUCUAAUUCAGUUGCAAUACUGUACCUGCUUAUCCUGGGGGUAAGUCCCACUGAGUUCAGGUUGACAUGUAUAUAGGAUUGAACUGUUUUCUGAUUUCUCCUUAGAACUAAUAGGCUUCUGUGCUGUGAGCAUAGCUUUUAUAACUAGCUCUGAAUUUACUGCAACAACGUGAAUUGGAAGUCUCACUUCACGGCAAGGUUAACACAGUUUAACAUCUCUGGUGUAGAUGCUGGCUGUGUUACAGCUGCUGUAUGCUUAGCAUGUUUUCUGGAGAAAGCUUCAGUAGAAAUCCACAUCAUGGUUUCUGCACAGCCAUUUUUAGUAGCUCCUUGUAUUGCCAAUUCUUUUAAUUGUAAUUGUAGUACACCUGUGGAACGCCCUCCCUGGGGAGGCUUGGCUGGCGCCUGCCUCCUUAUCCUUCUGUCACCUGGCAAAGACUAAAUAAAAAAUAAAUCCAAGAUUUUUAACCCUUUCAUUAUGUCUGGGUAUAAUUGACCAUAGCAACAACCAAUAAAAAUAGUGAUGUUAUUGCAAACUUAUCAUUUUUUCUCUCUCAGGCCUUCCUAAAUCAGUCCAUUCUGUUUCUCCAGCUUUUAAUUAUUGCUGACUAAUUUUUUUAAAACAAAAAAAUCCAACCACACAUUUAAUAUGGUUUGUAUUGUGUUUUAUAUUCAAUUUUUGCGUACUGCUCUGGUGUUCUUUGAAUGUAAAGGUAAAGGGACCCCUGACCAUUAGGUCCAGUCGUGACCGACUCUGGGGUUGCGGCGCUCAUCUCGCUUUAUUGGCUGAGGGAGCCGGGGUACAGCUUCCGCGUCAUGUGGCCAGCUUGACUAGGCCACUUCUGGCGAACCAGAGCAGCACACGGAAACGCCGUUUACCUUCCUGCUGGAGCAGUACCUAUUUAUCUACUUGCACUUUGACGUGCUUUCGAACUGCUAGGUUGGCAGGAGCAGGGACCGAGCAACGGGAGCUCACCCCGCCGCGGGGAUUCAAACCACCGACCUUCUGAUCGGCAAGCCCACAGCGCCACCCGCAUCCUCUUUGAAUGUAGAGCUGACUAUAAAUUCUGAAACAAACAAAUAGGAACAUAGGAACACGUCUUAUACCAAGUCAGACCUUUGGUCAAUUUAGCUCAGUAUUGCCUAAAACAGCAGGAUAAAACCACUCAAAUAGCAGUCCACAGAAAAUGUAAUAUGAAAUAAUGAACAGGGACAUUUAAAAAUUCCAGCCCAACACCAUUAAUUAAAAGCAGAUGGGAAUAAAGCAGUGUCUUUAGCUGUUUUUAAACAGGCACAUGUGCCUCCUGCAGAAGGGAGCUCCCACAAAGGUGGGGCCGCCACAGAAAAGGCUCUGUUCUUUAUGCCUCCAUCCUUGAUGGCAAACCUAUGAGCAGGGCCAGUUGGUUGACCAGCAGGGCCUGCUAGUCAGUUUUAGCCCUAAUGAAAACAAAAUGCUUUUUUGUGGCAGCUCUGAUUAAUUGUAUUGCAUGAAGUUAAUUAACUGUAUUGUAUAGUUGGCAUACAUGCACAACACACCUCAAUGUGGCAGAAUGUCAUCAAAGCUACAAGAGCCACUGCAUCUUGGAUUGUCACAGUAUACAAUGUAUGUAACAGCAAAGCUGGAAAAAUAGCAGUGAGCAUCAAAUUUUUAGACAUCAGCCCUGCAGAGGGAUGGAAAGUAGGUCAAAAUUCUUAGGUGUCAGAGCCAAAUUUGAAGGCAGCUGGUUGACCAGCUGUUUAGGAUUUUUCCAGCAUUGCCUAAGACAUUGCCUUCCUCUCUAUUUCCUAUUGUAUUAUUUGGAAUUGACUAAAAAAAAACCCACUCACUUAAUAAUAUCUUCUAUGUCCCAAAUAAAUCCAAGACAGCUAGGGUGCAUUGUGAGAUGGUCUGGACGACUCCGCUGGAGACAUGACAAAACCAGUUGUGAGUAUUUUUCACAAGUGUCGUAAACUAUGGCUAUACCAUAUGCUUAUUUUCAGUGGAGGAGUUCCAGUUGAAUUCAGUGAGCUUACAUCUGAGUAAACAUGGAGAGAAUCUGGCUGCAAGUUAUUAGUUGUGCAGUGAUACAUUUAUGUAAAGGUAAGGUAAAGGGACCCCUGACCAUUGGGUCCAGUCGUGACCGACUCUGGGGUUGUGCCGCUCAUCUCGCUUUAUUGGCCGAGGGAGCCGGCGUACAGCUUCCAGGUCAUGUGGCCAGCAUGACUAAGCCGCUUCUGGCGAACCAGAGCAGCGCACGGAAACGCUGUUUACCUUCCCGCUGGAGCAGUACCUAUUUAUCUACUUGCACUUUGAUGUGCUUUCGAACUGCUAGGUUGGCAGGAGCAGGGACCAAGCAACGGGAGGUCACCCCGUCGCGGGGAUUCGGACCGCCGACCUUCUGAUUGGCAAGUCCUAGGCUCUGUGGUUUAACCCACAGCGCCACCCGCGUCCCUAUGAUACAUUUAUGUACAAUGCUCAAAAUUAUUCCUCCCAGGGAGGUAGGUAUAGGUUUGCAGCCUUAGACUGCCACGUGCGGCUCAGUAAAGUGUUCAGAGAUUUAUGUUUUGCCUGUUUUUAAUUUGGGUAUUAAUUGUGUUUUAAAGAUGUAUUGUAAUCUAUGAUUGCCAGUCUUAUGUUUUCAGAAGAUGUUCUUAAAAGCAACAAUGAUAAAUGCUUGAUAAAGUCUCAUAGUCACUCGGACAGAGCAUGUCUGUUGCAAUUUCAGCCCCCUUGGUUCAGGGAUUUGGAAAGAGAGUCAGGAUUGUCAAAACAGGACAUUGUAUAUGCUGCCGUUAUGUGAGCUGCAGCAGCAUGGAAACAAGAAACUAAGGCUGUGUUCACACUACACCUUUCAGGUACAUUUGAAGCUGUAGUUUGCUAAGGGUUGCUGGGAAUUGUAACUCAGUGAGGGGUAAACUACAGGGUCCAGAAUUCUUUGAGGGAAAGAAUGUGCUUUGGAUGUGCUUUAAAGGUUUUGUGUGCAGCCAACAGGUGCAGGCUGAAAAUCUUAAGUUUUCUUUUUUUUUUUUCAAGGCCCAGCAUCCAGCAAUUGCACAGGUUUGAAAGUGUGGUUGUGGUGGGGAGCCUCAGGGCACCAAGCUUUCUUGGGUGUUUUUGCCGGACUAGGAUGUGCUGUUGAACUGUGAUAAUUGAACUUGGUGUCCAGGAUUGGAGGAUAAAGGGUUAUGCUCAAGUGUAUGUAGAAACUAGUCUACUCUACAAAGUAAAAUUUACACUUGUUGCUUCUUCCAGUUUUGCCUCUGGCUUCUCCCAUGUGGCUCUUGAAAGGUUGCCCAAGUGGGAAUAAUAAUAAUAAUAAUAAUAAUGAUAAUGAUAAUGAUAAUCAGUGCUUUUUUUCCUGGUGGUACACAGGGGUACGCAUACCCCUAAACAUUUUGUUAAUCUUUGUACUUUCGUCCAUCUACUGUAUUUAUUUCCCCCGAUUUGAACUAUAAAAUGGUGAUUUUCUUGAGUCAAAAUGAGAGUACCCCUAAACAUUUUUUUUUAGAAAAAAGCACCAAUAAUAAUAAUAAUAAUAAUAAUAAUAAUAAUAAUAUUUAUACCCCACCCAUCUGGCUGGGUUUCCCCAGCCGCUCGGGGCGGCUUCCAGCACUUAAAAAAAUAUAACACAAUGUCAAACGUUUAAAAUUUCCCGAUACAGGGCUGCCUUCAGACAUAUUCUAAAAGUUUUGUAGUUCUUUCUCUCCUUGACAUCUGAUGGGAGGGUGUUCCACAGGGAGGGUGCUACUGCCAAGAAGGCCUUCUGCCUGGUUCCCUGUGACUUCACUUCUCGCAGUGAAGGAACAGCCAGGAGGCCCUCAGAGGUGGAUCUCAGGGAACCUAGCCCUGGGGCUGUACCCCUCACAGUCUGGGCAAGGCUUGGUGAAAUUUCAGAAGCAGAAAACACAGGAGUGGCAUGUCGGGGGAGAGAAGGAACUAGUGAUCAUAGGGAAUUGCUUCCUUCUGCACUAGGACAUUGUUCCGUCUAGGACAGUACAGCACUGGGGAGCAGCUCUCUGAGGUCUCAGGCAGAGAUCCCUUCCCCUGCCCUGCUGCCGGCAAUGCCAGCAACUGAACCCGGGGCCUUCUGCAUCCAAAUAUUGUGCUUUACCACUAAACUGUGGCUCCUGUCAAGGGAUAGGAUUUCCAGGGACGGGGCUUCAGCGUCCUGCGUAGACCCUUGCACCCCUGCCUUCGUGAAUCAGCAGAAACAAAAUGAAUAAUGCAGGAUUAGCAAAUCUGCUUGAUUUGCAUCAUGUAUGCAAGGUGCAUAAUUCAGCAUUCUUCAGAGUCAAGCGUUGCUCUAUUUAGGCCAGGCUGCAUGGAGACCCGCAAUGUGCAUGCUGAUUUCCACCUCACCCCCCUUCCUCAAACCCUUUUGCCAUUUGCUCUAAAAUACUUUCUUCUUGCUGUGUCAGUUGACGUAUAAGAUCUUUUUUUCACAUGAUCUUCUUUUUUUUUUUUUUUUACAUGCAACCUGUCAGACUGUACAUCAAAAAGACAGCAACGAUGAUACAAUAUAUUUUGUGGCUUGCCUCUGCCUAUUGAAAUUUGUUUUAGAAGAAUUUGUACAUUAAAAGGGCUCGUGGGAAUAAGGGUCCAAAUGAAAGUUCAGGUGCUUUAUUAAUCUGUUCCAACGCAGCUGUGCCGGCUGAGGGUACCUGUGCCAAAUCCUUUUAAGGCAGUGGAGCUGGUCCAGACCGUGAUGAGGCUCUGCUCUUCUUCACAACCUUACUCAGUGACCCCAAGUGUAAUAAUUCCUCUUGAACCAUCUGCUUCCCAUUCUUGCCAGAGGGUUUUCUACAGAACUCUUGCCUAAGUUCUGGAUAAAUGUAGGACACACAAGAAUAUCCGAACAGGCCUUGUCAGCAGAAUCAUCUUAAGGGAGAUCUUGCAAUAUUGCAUUGCUCCUUGAAACACAUGGCUUCCCACAGAUACUGAAAAUUACAGGCAAGCCUAUACUUUAUUCGUUUGCUUUCAAAAGAAUUUUUAUUUGAGUAAUUGCACGUGUAAACAAAACCAUGUGGAUGGACUUCCAUAAGCUUCGUAAAUAUAAAAUGCAUGUAUUGCAAACUCUUAAAUGGGUUUCAUCCAUGGAUGUACACAUGAACCCACAAACACACACAAAUAUGCAAGAUUUAUCUGUUAGAGAAAGCUGAUUCACCAUAUAUGAUGCAACUGGAGCCCAAAAGUCACUUAAUGUUGUAAAUGUUAUUGGGAUAUGUUAGGACGGCCGAGUGUUAGUUGUUUAGGUUCAGCUACUGAAGCUCAUUGAGAGGUGUCUACUUAUUUGGGUAAAAAAGCAUCAUCCGCAGCAAAAUGGGACAGGACUAUUGCCCCCAUUCAACUAAAGAAUCGCCAGCAUUGCUCUGGACGAGAAGGCAGUCAGUACUCCAGUUGCCUUUUUGAUAUCUUGCAGGACAUCAUAUGAGCUCCAUUUACCUGCUGCAGCUCUGCUCCAAUGUCAUCCCUUGGAUAUAUUAGAGUCUGGCGCUUGCAUUAGAGCAAAGAACAUAAGAAAAGCCCUGGUGGAACAAGUCAGAGACAUAUAGAGUCCAGCAUUCUGUUCUAAGCUGAGAGAUUCUAAGUUUUAUCUUAUAUACAUGCCCCUGAAAGUAUUUUUACUCAUCUCCUGUAAUUUCUUCUCCCCUUCUCCUUCCACGCUUAACUUGCACCCUAUUCCCCACAAGCUAUUUCUAUCAUUCCUCCUCCCUACCAUAUGAACUUCUUUCUCCUUUCUUCUCUCAUUUUCUUCCUUUCUAGCUAUCACUGUUAUUAUUAAAUUUUUAAAAUUUUUUAGUGUUUUAUUAUGUUUUUAUAUGCGCUGGAAGCCACUCAGAGUGGCUGGGGAAACCUAGCCAGAUGAGUGGCGUAUAAAUAACAAAACAUUGUUGUUGUUGUUGUUGUUGCCAGCCAGGGGCAUAUCAGAAGACAAGAGCCCUCUCCCAUGGAUGUUGCCUCUGAUAAUGGAGGUAAUAUGGCCAUCAUGACAAGUAACCAUAGAUCGUCUUAUCUGAUAUGAAUUUGUUUGAUUCCCUUUUUAAACCAUCCAAGUUGGAUGGCCCAAAAUGUAUCUUUUUUUAAAAAAUAACAAUAUUUUAUCGAGUUUUGCUGCCAAUGAUGUCACCUUUCCUUAUGAAGAGCUGCUCCAGUCUUCUUUUGGUUGCCCUUUUCCAGCUCUACAAUAUUAUCUUUGAGUCUUUUCUGUGCAGAAUUGGGCUGUUAGGCAGCACAGUCCUGAAUGUUUCUUCAUGGCAUGUUCUCCCUUGAAAUAAUCCCCUAAGAACAAAAAGUCAUUGGGGUGCCUCAUUACUGUGGUCGGAUUUAUUCCGUGCCGCAUUCCUCCCCCAAACGUAUUUUAUCCUUCUCUAUUAGUUUUCAGAUGUCAGUUGAAGAGGGUUUUAUUUCAGGGGACAGCUGGGAUCCAUUGAAUUAUGAAUUCGUGUUAACCACUGGUGCUUCUGUUGGACAUGUUUUGUUUUUCAAAUGCUGUCUAUUUAAAAAAUGACUUCACCCUAUCUCCCUAGUUAACUCAAGCCUUUUUCUGACUCAGCAUGAAGCAAUCACCCACCCAAAAUGUUCCACAUGGCAUAAUUAAUAGUCACACCGUUUUUACACAGCAAUCUCAGGUAUAACAGGAAAUAUUUUAUAUUCUACACACACACACACACACACAGGACCGUGACACACACAGGACAAACCUCUUACUCUCUUUCAUUCCCUCAUACUUUGGUCACCUUUGUUGAUUGAAGGAUGCCCUUCGUGGCUAGAAAUGGGAGAUAUAUUUCUGAGGCAACAGUGUGGUUGUUUCAGUUUCUAAAAGAAUUGCCCGUAAGACAAAUAAAGCAAAACCCACUUCCUUCAUCAUACUCAGUAUAUCAACGUGGGUCGCGCUGUGGUCUAAACCACUGAGCCUCUUGGGCUUGCUGAUCGGAAGGUCGGCAGUUCGAAUCCUUCCAGCGGGGUGAGCUCCCGUUGCUCAGUCCCUGCUCUUGCCAACCUAGCAGUUCGAAAGCAUGCCAGUGCAAGUAGAUAAAUAGGUACUGCUGUGGUGGGAAGGUAAACGGCAUUUCCAUGCGCUCUGCUACUCAUCACAGUCCUCCGUGCGCCAGUAGCUGUUUAGUCGUGCCCUGGAAAACUGUCUGUGGUCAAACGCUGGCUCCCUUGGCCUGAAAGUGAGAUGAGCGCCGCAAUCCCAUAGUCGCCUUUGACUGGACUUAACCGUCCAGGGGUCCCUUACCUUUACCUUUUACUCGGUAUAUAUACUAGAAACCUUUUUCUCUCCUUUUUGUGGGGUGGGGGCAGGAUGAUGAUGAUGAUGAUGAUGAUGAUUAUUAUUAUUAUUAUCAAGUUUUCAAGGCAGAUCUGCCACUCUGCCCCCUCAUGAACCCCAGCUGGGUAUGAGGGAAAAGGGGAUGAUCUUGGAGAUUCCAGAGGCGGAUGGACUGAGGGAAGCGAAAGGGAGAAAAAGUGGAGAGCAGCAGGAGUCAGGGAAGGGAGGUAGAGAAUUAAGUGUUUGUUGGGCAGAGAAUGUGUGUGUGCCCAUCUAGUAAAUCUAGGUCAAAUCUAGUAAAACAAAUCCUUGAAAAAUUGCCCAAUUUUUCCAUUCCCUUCCCUGAAACCACCAUCAAAUCACAGAUCAGAGCUGUCUCCAUUGACUGACCCAAAAAUAUCAUUGAUGUGCGACAUGGAUCGUUAUGGGUCUUCACAGUUAUUUGUUUGCUGGGCAUGAAGGUGCUCACUGGUAUGUAGUACUGCUGCUUCCUCUUCUUUGCUGCUCACAGCAGCCAUUUUGUGCUGGCACCCAUUAACACGUGCAUCAUUAAAAAAACUAAUUAAAAGUAAAAAAAUAAAUUUUAAAAAGCACGCUAGAUCUUUAAAUGGGGUCACCGCAAAACCAUAUAGGUUAGCUGUGUGGUCCACAAAUGUGCUCAGUGAUGUCUUAGUGGGUUCCUUGCCCUCCUACGUGAGGAAAAUCAUUAGGCGUGGCUGACAUGGAAGUGCAGUUUAUCUGGAGAGGGGCAGUGAGUGCUGUGCAAAUGCGCUGGCAGAACCAAUCCAGCAGUCAUGUGUGUGCAUGCAGAGAUCUGACCUUCCCCUUCUCCUCUCCUCACUGGUGCCAGCAGCGACUACAGUGCCAGAAGGCCAACCACUUCAGAAAACCAUCACCAUGCAGGCAGAUUUGUGCCCUGUGGAACGCCUUCCCAUCAGGUGUCAAGGAAAUAAACAACUAUCUGACUUUUAGAAGACAUCUGAAGGCAGCCCUGUUUAGGGAAGUUUUUAAUGCCUGAUGUUUUAUUGUAUUUUUAACAUUUUGUUGGAAGCCGCCCAGAGUGGCUGGGGAAACCCAGCCGGAUGGGCGGGGUAUAAAUAAUAUCAUCAUCAUCAAUAUUUUGGUGAUGCUGGCAAGCAGCAGAUCUGUGUUUUUACUGAGCAAUGUUACCAACACUAGCAUUAAUUUCUUGGUAGCUUUUUGGGGUACUCUGUGUAAAAUCAUUCAGUUUUUAAUUUUACUGGAUCUGACUUUUCCCCAGACCCCAAAACAAGUUAUGUACAGUCAUACCUCAGAUUACAGAUGCUUCAGGUUGCGUUUUUUUGGGUUAUGGACGCGCCAAAACCCAGCAGUACUGAAAUGGGUUACUUCCGGGUUUCGACGGUCACGCACGUGCACAAGCGCUAAAUCGCGCUUUGCGCAUGCGCCAAAGCACCAAAUCACAACCCGCAGGUGCGGCGCUGCAGGUUGCGAACGUGCCUCCCGCAUGGAUCAUGUCCGCAACCCGAGCAUCCACUGUAUAUGCAUGCAUUCUCUCUUUCUGUGUGGUGGUGAUAAUGGGAAGAAUAGUCCAAGGGAGUCCGAAGGAAGAGAAGUAACCAGAGGAGGCACUGCCUAUGGCACUCCUUCAAAAUUCCAAAUGUGUUCAUGGGGUCUAAAAGGUUCAGUCACUCAUGCCCACUUACGUAUUUUCCCAGCUCACCGACAAUCAGGACUAGCACCAUGCCCUUUGUUUUUAAAGCAAGACAAGAUUCCUAGAAAACCAAAUUCCACAAUAGUUCCCCAACUGAUUUAUGGGAUGCAUGUGUGUAUAUGUACAUAAUCAUAACACAUGUGGCAGUGUUAAAUGACAGCGUUUCAUUUUCUUCUGUAAUAUUCCUUUAGGCUGUUAGUGGCAAAUUAGAGCUCUAAAACUGUUCACGGCUGUGGUUUUGGAGGAAGCCAUCUAAACUAUCCCAAAGGGGAUCAGUUUUCUUACCAAAUGACACUCAGUCAAACUGACUGCAUGAAGCCAUAUGACUAAGCUAAAACUAAAGAAACUUAGCUCUUCACCCCCACAAACUGCUUCCAGUGUAUGGAAUAGAAUAUAAAAGCAAAUAGAAGUCCCUACAAAUCAUGUGAACAUGACUGAGUUUCCAGAGGCAAACUAUGCAGUGACAAAACCCUGAAGAUUUUAUCUGUCCCGACACUUAAAUGUUUGCUGUAGAAGUUAUGGUCUUUCCCAAACCAUAGACAUAAGUCUGAGCGCAUGUGAGGCUGGCCUGUUCAUUUGCCCAUAAUUCUCUCACAGUCUGGGUGAAAAGAUUGGUGGGACAUUAGAGUGUAACUUCUGCAUCCAGUAAAACAAGAUAUCUACCCAAUGUAUUUAAUCUUCAUAUUUAUAGCCUGCCUUUCUUCCAUGGAACACAAGCAUGGGGUUCACAGGCAAUCUCCCAUCCAGACUUAUCCCAGAUGUUGACUCUACCCAAGUGCACUUAGCUUCAGCGAAAGGACUGCAUGACUUGCCUGCCUUUGUAGUUUGGGAGGCACACCAUAAAUUACCUUUUCCUGCUCUGUAUUCUGUUAAUAGCUCUGGCUGUAUCCAGUGCAGGUCCUACCAAGAGAAGACCCAUUGAAAAGAAUGGGCUCUGAGUAAAACAUAGCUGGACACAAGCCAUGGUUUGCCCUCUACAUCCAAGGUUUUUCUUUCACAGAUAACUUACCAGAGAGGCCCUGGCACGAGUGUGUGUGUGUGUGUGUGUGUGUGUGUGUGUGUGAGAGAGAGAGAGAGAGAGAGAGAGAGAGAGACAGAGAGAGACAGAGAGAGAGAGAGAAUCCAUUGCCUUUGCUGUUCCCAUGGGGAAAUAUCUCAUUAAAGCUAAUGGGAGCUUUUCUCCAUGCAAAUAAAUCACUUGGAAGGUUCAUUGUGCUCAUUCAGUAUAUACAUUUCAUUUUCAAAAGGUAGUAGGUACAGGAGGCCCAACCAGAUCAGGAUCACAAAGGGCAGAGGAUUGCCCACACACCCAUGCCAAUGCCCUAAUCCAGAUUGGGGCUUGCAUUAAGGGCAAAGUAGGUGAUUAAUGUAAUACAUGCAGUUUAAAUAUUUUUCAUUACUUUUCAAAAGAAAGUUUAUACAAAAUUCUGCAAAAUGCAGUGUUAUCGGUUUCUGAUGACGAUAUACAUAGUCCAUAUACAGUUAUGGAUCAAUGUAAGAAAAAGACAAGACAUAAAAUAAAACCAAAAUAGACAAAGCACAGGUAUGCGAAUGCGUGGAAGGUAGCGAGGGCGAUAAAAACAUGGGCUCUAUUAUACCAAGGGAAAGUAUUUAAAGUAUUCAAAUGCCCUGAGUCACUUUAUCAGCCAUAUUUGUCUGUAAGCUGUGUGUGUGAUCCUCAACCAUGUUCCCCCUUGCUUUCAAAUGGAACUAAAUCGGGCCAAACAGGUACGAAAUUGUCCUUUUUUUCUUUGGCCCCUAAGAACUCUCUGCUGAUGGGUGCCUUCGGAUGAGCCCUCACUCUUGCAAGUAAACAAGAGCAACAAAAGGAUUUGCUCCAGUGCUUGCCCACACCGGUUACCAGUGUUCAGUAACUAGAAAAUGUCAAUACUAUAACCAUUAUAUUUGCUGAUAUAAUCUACCCAUGUAAAAAUGUUUCAUAACACAGCAGUUCUGAAAGUCAAAUAUAUCCAGAUGGCACCUGUCUUGAUGGGGAACCAUAAUACUUGUGGGAACAUUUAUUGUUUUUCUACGUGAAGGCAAUUUCAGGUCAGUGUAAUACUUGUGAUUAUUUUAUUUUAUUAUUUUUUUCCAGUGUUUUUGAUCAGCUUUGCUGCAAAAUAUCUUCUCCUUGAGGCUGAACAUUCAGUAGUGACUAAAUAUCUCAAUAUCCUAGUGGUGGGUGGUGACCUUGCCAAAGUUUGUAAUUCCUGCACUUGGAAGAAAAACUGGGGUGACUUAUAAUUCGAGGUGAACAUUGUGACCCUGAAAGUUCUUUUCCAGCUAGGAUUGUAAUCCAAACCAGAGAACAGCUCUUCCCACACCCAACAGAUUUGCUUCCAUAAACAUUGUUGCCUGUUUUGAAGAGGUUCAUCGAUGGAGGCGUUAGUGCACUCACUUUGAAAGAACUUGCAUUCUUGUUGACAUGUCUUUGAUAAAAAUCUGAACAGCGGAUGACAAUGGCUAGGAUCCAGUGGAGAUACUAAUCCAUGUGCAAGUGCUCACAAGUCCCAAACUGUAAACUGCUUUUCUGAGCUUAAGGAAGUUUGGGAGUUCAGCAAGGGACAUUUCUGGAGAGGAAACCGUGCAUGCAAUGAUCUGAUCUAUGAAAGUGCAUUGUGGUACACAAGUACUGUAAACAGGAUUUGGGUUACACAAGACUUUUCUGUGCAGGACACAAGAGCCAGUGUGGUGCAGUGGUUAGAGUGUCAGAGAUCAGGGUUCAAAUCCCCAGUCACUGGGUGACCUUGGGGCCUGUCACUGCAUCUCAGCCUAUCCUGCUUUAUGUGGUUGUUGUGGGGAUUAAAUGAGGGGAGAGAACCAUGUGCACUGCUUUCAGCCCCUUGGAGAAAAAUGUGGGAUAUAGAUGCAAAAAAAUAAAUAAACGUGGGUCAUUUUGAUUUUAAUAUAAAGUGGGAGGUUGGGGGUGAAGCAUUGACAGGCAGGAGAGGGAAGGGGAAUCAGAUUCCUCCCCCCAAGCAUCACUUGUUUUUAAUGCCGUUUUUGAUCAGAUCCCAGCUCAAGAAAAAGGCAUUGAAAAGAAAGCAAUUUUAGUGGGGGAAAGUGCUGGAGAGGAGGGCUUGGCUCUUGGCCUUGGUGUACUUUACCCCUCCACCACUGCCUGCCACUUUAUAUUAAGUUAAUGGUAGCCUGGCUUCUACACACUGGUCUGUUGCUGCUGGUUGAAGUUUGACCCUUACAUCCUGUGUUUUCCUAGCUGUGUCAAUCUCGGCCUACUGCAGAUUAAGUUUACGUAGCAAUUUCCAUUCUAAUUAUCUGUUUUCAAUCACUCACAUCUUACAUAAACUUUCCAGGCUUCUUCUCUGCCACAGAUGUGUAUAUAUAAUUAAACAAUUAACAUUGCCAACUCUGUGGUAUUCAGUAGAAGUAACCAGAGUUCGCAAAACACACUUGUAUAGAUAUAGAUAUAGAUAUAGAUAUAGAUAUAGAUAUAGAUAUUUUUUUUUAAAAGCAACAACUAUGGAUUAAAUUGAUGGUGGCUGAAUGGAAAGGAAGUGUAGAAUGGAUGUAUACUCACAUAGAGUAUACAUAUCACACUGAAAACUGAAGAGAAACUGAGUGUUUGGGCAGUGGGAAUGUGUUCCACAGGGAUUCACAGUAAGGUAAACAUUUCCACAAAGUGCAUUUGUAUGUCAGGACCUCUUGUCUGCAUAGAGUCUCAAACCAGGGUCCUCUGGGAGCUGAGCUGGGUUUUUGCUCCUGUGACCUAAGAUCCAAAUGACUUGCACAAUUUAUUUAUUUCUUUAUUUGUUUGUUUGUUCCCUUUAUAUACUACUUUUCCUUCAGCGAGCCCAAGGUGGUAUACAUGGUUCUCUUCUUCCCCAUUUUAUCAUUGCAGCAACCCCGUGAGCUCAGGUUAGGCUGAGAGUCUGUGACUUGCCCAAGGUUCAGCCAGUGAGUUUCAUGGCUGAGCAGGGAUUUGAACCUCGAUCUCCCAGAUCCUAGCCCAACACUCAAGAGCUGAUCCGAGUUUCAUUGGUUCCAUGUGAUUAGGAAGUAUCCUGGCAAUACUGUGAGUUAUUAUGACUUUGCUGAAUGGUAUUUGUUGUUUUGAUGAAUUUGUUGUUGUUUGCUUUAUAUGCUAUUGUGUGAUAGUAUAGUGAUCACAAUGAGGUUUUGUUUUUGGUUGGUUUUUUUAAAAAAUGCUACUGUGAUUACUGCGAACCACUUUGAGCUCAACAUUUGUUGUUGGAAAAGUGGAAUACAAAUACUAAAUCAGCUCGUCAUGCUUUUAAAAAAGAAGAAGAAGGAAAAAUGCUGGUGGGCAUGGGCCAAACACUUAAAAAGGGUAAAGGGGACCCCUGACCAUUAGGUCCAGUCGUGACCGACUCUGGGGUUGCGGUGCUCAUCUCGCUUUAUUGGCUGAGGGAGCCGGCGUACAGCUUCUGGGUCAUGGGGCCAGCAUGACUAAGCCACUUCUGGGGAACCAGAGCAGCGCACGGAAACGCCGUUUACCUUCCUGCUGGAGCGGUACCUAUUUAUCUACUUGCACUUUGACAUGCUUUCGAACUGCUAGGUUGGCAGGAGCAGGGACUGAGCAACGGGAGCUCACCCCAUCGUGGGGAUUCGAACCACCGACCUUGUGAUUGGCAAGUCCUAGGCUCUGUGGUUUAACCCACAGCGCCACCCAGAAGCAGCUUAGUCAUGCUGGCCACAUGACCUGGAAGCUGUACGCUGGCUCCCUCGGCCAAUAAAGCAAGAUGAGCGCCGCAACCCCAGAGUCGGCCACGACUGGACCUAAUGGUCAGGGGUCCCUUUACCGUUUACCUUAGUAAGCAUUAGGCGCAUCCAAUAUAACUAUUUAGAUCCCAGCCUUACCCAUUGCUUCAUCAUUCUGUGUUCUUGCGUGGGUCUGUGCACUGCCCCAUUACCACGUCCUGUGGGAAAGAAAUGGCUCUUCAUGGGCAGGAAAGAAGGUGCUCUGCUCAUCUGUGGUUUUGACGCCUUUUAAAGUCACCUCUUUUUUGGCCACAAUUUGUGUAACAAAUGGGUGCCAGAGAUAGCAUCUGUUAAAACCAGCUCCUAUGGCCAAGGGGAGGAAAUUAGCAGACUCUCCUUGGUCAGCAAACCUUCAUUAUACAUUAACACCCAUGGCAAACAAGCAAACUAAAAGGACCACAGAAAGAAGUUUCACACCUUAUUCCCCCCCGCCCCCACCCCAGAAUUCUCAGGAAGGCAAAACCUGCUUUUUUAUUGUUUAGGUGACAGGUGGAGACCCUUUUAGUCUCCAAGGCUUUAAAGAGCUGACUGAUGUUGGCUGCUGCUUUUAUUGGCUUGCAGAACAGGUUUUUGCUGCUCCUGUUCUUUCAAAACUCUUUGUGUGCCCUUUUAAUUGUUUUAUAAUUAAAGUAAACAGUUUUGGAUAUUUUAAAUAGAAAAAAAGGAUAUGUAAAUGUUUCAAACAAACAGAAAUAAGCUCAAAAUAAAAGAAACGUUCCGUGCAGCAUAGCAGAGGGCACCAUUUCUGGUGCCAUUUUUAGUUAAACAUCUGAGCUAGGUUAAGAGCUUUGAGAACUUAAAGACGAAAAGUCGCUUUAUCCAGGGAUAGCCCACAUAUAUAUUGACCUGUUCUGACCUCUUUUUCUUAAUGGUGACUGCUCCUUCUCAGGCUGCACAGAAAAAGCAUUUUGGUUCCAGAAAUUCAUUCCGACUUUUCAGCUGAGAUAUAAUUGAUAGAAUUCUACAGGAUGGGCUAUUAGUGUGUGAAAACAGUUCCAAUGAUCCCCAGGCAUGGACCUCCAAAUGGUGGAGAUGUCAGACGCCACCUUAGCACCCAGGCACCUUCACUUGUUCGUAAAUGGUUGGAAGCUAGGUGCAAAAUGUGCUUGGCACCUGGCUAAUUUUGAACACUGAUUUUAAGCACAUCCAGUACGCAGGACUUCAUCCCCACAAGGAAUCUUCAGAGUGCUACCAUUCCCAGCACCAUUAACAAACUACAGUUCCCAGGAUUUGUUGAGGGGAGUCACGUGUGUGUGUUGCCUGUGCAGUGUGCAGUGGUGUAGAUCUGCUGUGACAAAUGUGUCGUAGCUUGAGCUGUAGCAGAAAAGGCGCAGCUCCAUCAGAUACAUGAAAGUGGACCACAGACGUUAUACAGUGGUACCUCGGGUUAAGAACUUAAUUCAUUCUGGAGGUCCAUUCUUAACCUGAAACUGUUCUUAACCUGAAGCACCACUUUAGCUAAUGGGACCGCGUUCUGCCACCGUGCCGUUGCUGCGCGAUUUCUGUUCUCAUCCUGAAGCAAAGUUCUUAACCCGAGGUACUAUUUCUGGGUUAGCGGAGUCUGUAACCUGAAGCGUCUGUAACCCGAGGUACCACUGUAUAUGAUCUGCACAUAGAUCCAGAAGGAGAGGGGUAUGGUAGAAUCUGUGUUGCAGAAUGAGAUAAAAGAAGUGUAUCCAUAUCUUUGUUGCCCUACUGAUAGCGACGCAAUUUGAGCUGCAGCCAUAAACAGACUAGGACAGCCUUCGCCAGCAUUGGUGCUUGUCAGAUGUUUUGGUCUACAGCUCCCAAUUAUUAUUUGAUUGUUUCAUCGAAUUUAUACACUGCUUGAUUUGUGGGGAAACCCUCAAAGCACUUUACAAUAAAGAAUAAAGCAAUAAUGGAGCAAUCAAUAGCUCCAGCCAGCAUGAAUUGUAGUCCAAAACACAGGGACAGCACCAGGUAUAUAAGAUUGUACAUGCUGUUGAGAAAGUGGGUAGGGAGAGUUUUUUCUUCCUCUUUUUCAAUGCUAGAACCUGGUCUCAUCCGGUGAAGCUGAAUGCCAGAAGAUUCGAGACAGACAAAAAGAAAGUACCUCUUUCUUUUGCUACUGCAAGUGAUGGCCACCAGCUUGGGCUGGCUUUAAGGGGACCAGAAACAUUCAUGGAGGAUAAAGCUAUCAAUGGCCCCUUGUCAUGAUGGAUAAGUUGCACUGCUUCCAGUAUCAGAUGCAGUACCCAGAGGCCUCUGAACAGAGGUUUUUUUACGUUAUUAAGGCACGGGCAACUUUCUAGGUGACUAGCUUUCUGAGACCCAUCGUAUAAGUUCCCCAUCGACAUGUAAAUGCUGGAGAAUGGACAAGCAUGCCACUGACCUUCAUUUAUUUAUUUUUUAUUCCACUUUUUGUAUAAUUCAUGGCCAUAAAAUAUAGGAAGGGAAUUUGCGAACAAGUUUGUUUAUUAUUCUUACCCAGAUUUAGAAUGUUACUAGUAAUUUUCAUUUGGCGUUUAGAAAACCUUUACCAGAUAUUACUACAGGAAAUUGUAUCUUGUUUUGUUUGUUUCAUUAAAAAAGGGAAAAGGUGACACUUCAGCAAGGAUCUGCCUGUGCUGUCAAAAAUCCAUGUUAAUUCAGACAAGCUUAAUUGGUUGUAAACACCUGUUUUUUGUUGUUUAUUAGUUCAGUGAUUUUCAACUGAAUGCAAGUUGAACUGGAAAUCAUUAGCCAACAGCAGAUGUACGGAUUUCAUGAUAUAACUGUUCUAAUUCGCUAAUGACUUGACAAACCAUUAUUUUUUGUAAAUGGGGUUUAUCCAUGUGAGAUACUCUAAAUCUAUGUGACCUGCGGAAAGACAGUAAUUUUGCAACUCUCCCCCUGCUACCUGAAUCUGGAUAACACGUUUUUACAAUUUUGUAUUCUGCAGGUUGGAAAACGUUGGGAAACUGGUACGAGAAGCCAAUCAUGAUGGGAUUAAAGAAUCUAGCUGCCUUUCCUGGUGGUUUUCACCUUUUAAGUGUUUGUGUGCUCUUGCUGCUAUUUCACAUGGACAAAGUGCAUGCAGAACAUCAGUCCGAAAAUGCCAGCAAAGAUGAUGCGUGCACUGGUACCUAUUUCUGUAAGAAAGGUGUGAUUUUGCCAAUCUGGGAGCCUCAAGACCCUUCCUUUGGAGAUAAAAUAGCAAGAGCUACCGUAUACUUUGUGGCUAUGGUCUAUAUGUUUCUAGGAGUAUCCAUCAUAGCAGACCGCUUCAUGUCAUCCAUAGAAGUUAUCACAUCCCAAGAAAGAGAGAUCACGAUCAAGAAACCCAAUGGCGAGACCACCAAGACGACUGUUAGAGUUUGGAAUGAGACUGUUUCCAACUUAACACUGAUGGCUCUGGGCUCUUCUGCACCUGAGAUUCUCCUUUCUGUCAUUGAAGUGUGCGGCCAUGGCUUCACUGCAGGGGACCUUGGGCCGAGCACCAUUGUAGGAAGUGCUGCUUUUAACAUGUUUGUCAUCAUAGCCAUCUGUGUCUACGUUGUCCCUGAUGGGGAGGUUAGGAAGAUUAAGCACCUCCGUGUGUUUUUCGUCACGGCCGCUUGGAGCAUCUUUGCCUACACAUGGCUCUACCUGAUUUUGUCUGUCAUAUCUCCUGGGGUUGUCGAGGUCUGGGAAGGCUUGCUCACCUUGUUCUUUUUCCCCAUCUGCGUGGUGUUCGCAUGGGUUGCGGACAGAAGGCUUUUGUUCUACAAGUACGUCUACAAGAAGUACAGGGCUGGCAAGCAGAGGGGCAUGAUCAUCGAGCACGAAGGGGAAGGGCCACAGUCCAAAGCGGACAUUGAAAUGGAUGGGAAGGUGGUGAAUUCUCAUGUCGAAAGCUUCUUGGACGGCACCCUGGUCCUAGAGGUGGACGAGAAGGACCAUGACGACGAGGAAGCAAGGAGGGAAAUGGCCAGGAUCCUCAAAGAGCUGAAGCAGAAGCACCCAGACAAAGAAGUUGAGCAGCUGAUAGAGCUAGCUAACUAUCAGGUAUUGAGCCAGCAGCAAAAGAGCCGAGCCUUUUACCGUAUCCAGGCUACUCGGCUCAUGACGGGAGCUGGCAACAUACUGAAGAGGCAUGCAGCUGACCAGGCAAGGAAAGCGGUCAGCAUGCACGAGGUCAACUGUGAAGUGGCAGACAACGACCCUAUCAGUAAGGUCUUUUUUGAGCAGGGCACCUACCAGUGCCUAGAGAACUGUGGCACGGUAGCUCUAACUAUUGCUCGCCGAGGUGGCGAUUUGACCAAGACCAUCUCAGUUGACUUCCGAACAGAAGAUGGCACAGCCAACGCUGGCUCCGACUAUGAGUUCACUGAAGGGACUGUGGUGUUUAAGCCAGGCGAGAUGCAGAAGGAAAUACGGGUGGGCAUAAUUGACGACGAUAUAUUUGAGGAAGACGAGAACUUCCUCGUUCACCUCAGUAAUGUGAAAAUGUUAUCUGAGGAGGGAGAAGAUGGGGUUCUGGAGGUCAACCACAUUGCAACCGUGGCUUGCCUGGGGUCGCCUGCUACUGCCACUGUCACGAUCUUUGACGACGACCACGCUGGCAUUUUUACCUUUGAGGAGCCAGUCACUCACGUGAGUGAGAGCGUGGGAACGAUGGAAGUGAGAGUGCUACGGACAUCUGGAGCACGAGGAAAUGUUAUUGUGCCCUACAAAACCCUCGAAGGCACGGCCAAAGGGGGCGGUGAGGACUUCGAAGACACUUGCGGAGAGCUUGAGUUCCAGAACGACGAGAUUGUGUAAGUACUGCUAAACCUUUGUGGCUUGUCAACAGUUCAGGUAUACUUGCAAUCAUAUCUGGUAAAAUGUUAUUGUCAAAGUUCAUGCUGAAUCAAAUGCUGGGUGCUCUUGUGUGCAAAAUAUAGAGGAAGCCAUGGCACCUUAGGUGCUGUGUGUGCCUGUGUGUGACUGUGGCAAACCCAUGCAGAUUCCCCAUGUUAUGAAGCUGUGUGCCUGUCAGAGAGCGCUGUCAAAAGGAGUGAAUCCCAGAAGUGUGUCUGUGCAUUGUUUCGAAAGUCCACAUGACUGUUGUGUGGAAAUUACCAGCCUUUUCAGAGAUCCCAGGUGGGAGUAGCUCUAAACAGUACAAGGUGAAACCAAUGUAGACAUCGUAGUCUCUUUUCCCAUGCACACUUUUAAGGCUUGAGCUCAUCAGGUAUGUGGCUAGGAAGAUCUUGCUUUCAGAGCUUUUCUGGGAUGGUCCUGCUGUUCCCUUUGCAAAAAGCAGCCUGAGACUAAUAAGCACCGUCAGGUUGCAAGUUCAGAGAGGGCUGUCAUUAGCCUUUGUGACAUCAUGAAAUAUUUAUGCCCUGCGCUUUCAAGUUAAUGUUGCCACGUGGGGGAAAGUCCAAUUAGGCAAGGCAGCCAGGUUUGACAGUUUACAGACGGGGAAAGAGGCUAGGGAGGAAACAUUGCUGAUAAGCAUUUCCUGGCAACUAGGGACAGAAUUUCCAUCUUUCGUUUCUGCACAAAAUUGUAAAUAUAUUAUUGUCUAUUUAUUGUAUGGUGAAGGGAAGGGAAGUAAUGGAAGUCUGAAGGACCACCCUGCAAAUCAAAUAAUACUUCAUCCUAUAUACUUCAGUGUGAAGGAAAGAGGCCACUGCCCAUCUCAAGUUCUAGUCCCUCAUGAAAACAAACUAUUCCUAAGGCAAAACCACUUGUGAAUAAUCGUGCACCUUGCAUUAACUCUGGAGAUCAUGGACCAGUUCCCUAUUUAAAGGAAGUCUGCUGAGACCGGCACAUUGAAUGCUUAACAUUAAGUUUUGUGACUUAGUUUAUGCAUUCACAUAAUGAAUUUGCAUCUUGUUGCCGUGCAUAAUGUGGAGGUAGAAAUUGUUCUAGCAGUGGUGCUGAUAAAUAAGUGAAGGGCUUAAAAAAAAUUAUUUUGGGAGGGCGCCAACCUGUGGGAUGAAAGACUCGUUUCCUUCUUCAAUAUUUACAUGUGUUCAGAAGCGUCACCUAAGCAAAAUGCUUUGAGUCCUCCACCUACCUGCCCAUUGGGUAAGCUUGGUUUUCAUUACGAGGUUUUUCUUUCUUUCUUGAGACCAUCAAUGUUGAUGGCUAUAUUUCCCUGCUGGCAUCAUUGGGCAGUGAUUGACAACUUCGACAACAUUCUAGUGUUUUUGAAUUCAAGCUGGCUGUUGUUUUAGGUUUAAAAUGGUUAGAGAUACCUGAGAUGCAGGGACGUGACAUUUCUGUUGCCUGCCCCACCCUUGAAGUGUGACUUACCCCAUCUCUGGGCCCAUUUUGCUUCUGCACAUUCAUGAUCAUGUUUGCUGAGAAUCCAGUUUUCCGGCCGCAUGCACUUAAGACAUGGAGCAAUGGAUCCAAACUACAAGAAAGAAGAUUCCACCUAAACAUUAGGAAGAACUUCCUGACAGUAAGAGCUGUUCGACAGUGGAAUUUGCUGCCAAGGAGUGUGGUGGAGUCUCCUUCUUUGGAGGUCUUUAAGCAGAGGCUUGACAACCAUAUGUCAGGAGUGCUCUGAUGGUGUUUCCUGCUUGGCAGGGGGUUGGACUCGAUGGCCCUUGUGGUCUCUUCCAACUCCAUGAGUCUAUGAUUCUAUGAUUCUAAGACAUAUACGCCCCAUUUAAACAUCUAUGUGCAAUGCAUUAAUGCAGCAGGUUCAUUAUGUGGGGCAGCUGCAAUCCUGUGCUACAUGCUGAGGUAUAAAUGGAAAACUGCUUGAAUAUAUAUAUUAGAAGGCGUAAAGGUAGUAUUCUGGAUGCCCUGAAUCUUUUAUUUUCCUUCUGAAUCAAUGCAUGGUAUUCUGUGGAAUCAGGAUGAAUAAGAGCAGGUGCUGUGAGGAGUUUUACGGUGGUUUAAAACUUUGUGCUGAAGUUUUUAAACUGCCUGGAAGAAAGAAAAAGAGAAACAAUAGCAAAGGAGGAGAAGAAGUCAAGGUGUAAAAUAUCUGAACUGGAAUCAACUAACUGGUACACUAAUGGAAAGCAGGGCAAGGACUCCAAGCUAACGCAUGUGUCCAGGAGGAGAAGGGGGAUAGUUUUGUUGUGCUAGCAGAAAUACUUGAUGUUGCAUUUGUCCUUAUGAAGUUAUGGCAAAUUCAAAUUGAUAUCUGUUUUAUCUGGGAGGUUCUGUAGAUGUGUGAGUUAAGGUGUGUGCAAAAUGCAGCCAGUGUGUGAUGUACUGAAGUGUAUCAGGAAGGCAGAACAACGUUUUUGAGCAACUAGUCUUUGAUCUCUCAAGACUUAUCUGCUGUCUCAGUGAAUCUGUGCUUCACUUAGUUUUAAAGAAUUCAUGUGUUUUCACCAGGUGCAAACCAACAAAGACCACAAUAUACAUCCAGACCAGCCUCUCUAUUUUUGGGGAGAGAAAGGGGGGGUUACCAUAUCAGCAAAGCAGCAGCAGCAAUGUCAAAAUUUAUGAAGUUUGCUACUGGCUUUUAAAAAGAGUGUGGUGAGCCUAUGGCCCUCCAGAUGUUGGAUUUAAACUCCCAUCAACCCAGCUUGCAUGGCCAGUGGUCAUGUGGUUCAGAAACAUAUAGACAAUUUUAGAAUGGGCUCAAAAUGUGCUGGUUUUCCUGGUGCCAGCCAGGGUGAACUGUUGAAGGAAAAUGUGCUGAUGGUCAUGGAAGAUAUGAAAAGAAGCACAUAUCUGUCUAGUUUGGACCCAAAGUGUGAGAAUUCAGCAUAGAUGGCACUUGGUUUCCCAACAUUAGGGAACUGUUUGAAAACUUUUGCCUAAUUGACAAAUCAUUAUUUCCGGAAGACCAUGCAGAGAUUAUGUGCCUGAAGCCCGUUCACUGGUUCAACUCAUUUGCUAUGAUCUCAAGCUGGCAUGGCUAAUUUUAGAAACAUAUAGAAUAAUUUGAAAUAGUUUGUGCAGAUUGAGUUGCAACAUUUCACACACACAUGUACACACAUACCUGGAUAAGAGUAGUAGACCUCUCCUGGUACUCUUGCAAAAGAGGCUUUGUGCUGCCCCAGCAGUGAUACUCUAUAUUUUAUUGAUUGGUGUAAGAUUGCAGCCAUGAUAAGAAACCUUUUCUAAGAGACGAGUGUCAGAGCAACACAGGCAGCUAAGAUAGGCUAGUAAAUGAAAUGAAUGAAGGCUUUAAAAAAAAAAAAAAGCAGCACUCGAAAAAUGUGGCCUAAUUUUUAGAGGUGCUCAGAGCCAAGAACUCUCGGUGAAAAAUCAAUAGGCGUUAUGGGUGCUUCGUUCUUCUGAAAAUGAUCCUCUUUAGCCUCUGUUAUGCAUUUCCCCAAGGCCCAAUUAUAUAAAGCAAAGUUGCCUCGCCGUGUCCACGGAGGCUUCCCAUCCAUCAGAGGACGUUUUGUGGUGUUUUCUUCUCCACGGUCCAUCAGACAGCUUCGGAGUAAAGUGAAAGCUUUUGUUUUACUCCAAGGGUUAGGGAACCAUUGACAGCUUUCCAGAUGCUGCUGAAUUGCAGCUCCUUUCAGACCCAGCAAGAAUGGCCAUUGGCCAGGGAUUAUGGGACUUGUAAUUCAGCAACAUCUGGAGGGCCCAAAAGUUCCCUACACCUGCCUUGUACCACACAUUCCGCCCAAUGGACAUGCAUUCCAGUGAAUCGGCUGCUGUCUCAGCUGCCAGCCUUCCCACUCCGCUAAUGUUUUUGAAGGGGGCUGUUCCUUUUUAAAAAUUUUAUAAGUGCCACCUGAUUAUCAUGUGCUGAGACUUAUAUUAGCUCCUGAAAUAAAUAUGUUAAUAAUAAAUAGGGCUGCCUCUGAAGAUGGUUCGGAAACCUCAGCUAGUGCAGAACUGGGUGGACAGGUUUUCUCACUGGGACAAGACAGUUUAAGCAUAUUACACUGAUCCUGGCCCAACUGCACUGGCUGCCAGUCAGUUUCCAGGCCCAAUUCAAAGUGCUGGUUUUGACCUAUAAAACCUUAAGAGGCUCAGGACCGGAAUACCUCAAGGAUGGCCUUUCCACAUAUAAUUUGUCCCAGACUCUGCAUUCAUCAUCUGAGACCCUUCAAGUGCCUCCUCUAUGUGAGGUCUGGAGGGUGGCAAGAUGGAAACAGGGCCUUUUCUGCAGUGGCUCCCCAUUUGUGGAAUGCUUUCCCCAGGGAGGUUCACCUGGCACCUUCAUUGUAUAUUUGUAGGUGCCAGGCGAAAACAUUCUUCUCAAACCAGCCUUUUGGCUGAUUAAUAUUCUACAGCCUUUAAAAUGUGUUUGUUGGGGGGGGGUAUUGUUUUGUUUGUUUACUUGGUUUUUUUACCUUGUUUUUGUUCCGUCAACCACUCUGAGAUCUUGUGAUGAAGGGUAGUAUAUAAAUUUAAUAAAUAAUAAAAUAACAAUACAUGAAUGAAUAAAAAAAGAUGUUCAUGCUGGCUGAAAUGUGGCUUUUCUAAUCAAUUAACUAAAUAAAGCUUUAUUUGAUUAUGUAUUCAGCUGAUCAGACCAAUUAAACUUUGCAGCCCUAAUACAUAAUGUUUGGUAGUUUUUUUGUUUUUUUAAAGAAGACAAACAAACAUUACAAUACAUUUUUCAGGACUUCCGCUUUCUGUGUGCAAAAUCCACUUUCCAUACACCAGCAUUUUAAAAGAAAAACCUGUUUUUCGUCAUGAAUGGGGGGGGUGUGGAAAUGCGUCCGAAGCCUAAAAUAAGCUGGCAACUAGAGCAACUUAUUUGUGACUUCCCUGAACAGGAUCUCAGCUUUUCUUGCAAUGAAUUAAGAUAUAAAUAAAGAAAAUUGCUUUUGACAGCUGCAGCUGUAUUUUAUUCUGUCUGGGGCUGAUAACAGGAUCACUGCAGAAAGACUGGAAGAUUGUGGAACCAGAUAGGCUCCCACACUCACUUAAAAAAAAAUUAAAAAAAAAUUAGUGCACAGGCAGCAGAUCUCGUGUGGAGCCAGUGUGGCCUAGUGAUUAGUGUUGGCCUAGGACAACCUUUCUCAACCUGUGGCUCCCUAGAUGUUGUUGAACUACAACUCCCAUCACCCCUAGCUAGCAAGGCCAGAGCUCAGGGAUGAUGGGAGUUGUAGUCCAACAACAUCUGAGGACCCACAGGUGGAGAACCGCUGGCCUAGGACCUGGGAGGCCAGCGUUCAGGUUCCCUCUCAGCCAUGAAGCUCAUUUGGGUGACCUUGGGCCAGUCACCCUAACCUACCUCACAGGGUUGUUAUAGAAGGUUAACACAUGGAGGACGAGAACCAUGAGCUUGGGCUCAUUGGAGGAAAGCUGGGGUGUAAAUGUAAGCAAGACCUUCCAUCCUCCCUCUAUGGGCCCCCAAAGUCUUUCUUCAGAACCCCAGGGGUUUCCUUGCCUUUAGAAAACACCUGGAGAGCUCUCCAUUCAGGUGACUUUAGAGCCCUUCUCCUCAUCAGAGCCCUCUUCUGAAUUUAUAAACGCGUUUUUGAAAGGAUCUAAGCAGUGAGCAAGAGCAUAUGGGGGGAAAUACGUAAGAUAAAAUCAGUCAUAUAACAAAAUUUUAAAGCAUAAUAUUUUUUUUAAAAAAAACCUUCAUUGUAGAUCGCAUCAACUGCAAACUAUUAACAGUUCAGCUGGAGAAGUCCUGAACAAAAAAUAAAGGGUUUUUUUCCCCCACAGGCAUCUAAAGCACAGACUUAGUAGGUGCCUGUCUAAACGCCAUGGGGACAGAGUUUCGUAAAUGCAAGUGCGAUAAACAGAGAGGUGCAUAUGGAUGGGCAGGGGAGAAAAAGGUUGGCAAAAUGAGACAAUUGCCUCCUUUCUCCAAACUUCUCCCUGCCUAAACCGCUUUUUGCAAGCAAGCUGAUGUUGGAGUGUGUGUGUGGAUUCUGUUGGCAGUUGGGACAACCAGGUCGCAGCACUCGGCACACGGCCUGCAGCCUAAGGGUUGCCAUUUGCCAAGCUCAGUGUGAAGUACAUUGAAGAGACCAUGGAGGGGGUUUCUCAAAUUCAUUAUGGGACAAGACUCUUGCACUUUUAAAAGGUGCAUAGAAUCGAAGGAUGCUGGCAGGUGGCAACUUCCCAUGCUAUAGGCCUGGUUUGCAAAGUCAGCCAGAGGGAACCUUCUUUAAAAUGCACAGGGGCAAGAGGUUUUUCUCACUUGAGCUUUUAAAGGAUUUCCCAGGAAACACACAUGGAGGAGAACUUGCAAACUUCCAAAUUGGGUAACAGAGUUCUAGGGACAGUUUUGCAUAUCCCUUGGGGAAUUUGGGUGAAAUGGAACUGCACUUUAAAUAAAAUACUGGCACAGGAAAAUCCAUUGCAGGUAGUAGUAAUAGUAAUAAGUGAUAUCCAAAGCUAGUUAUACUCAUAGUAGACUCAUUGAAACAAAUGAACCAUUGAUCUCAGUAUAUCUUAGUUGGACUGAACAUUUAAAUGUUAGAAUCUUUUAAAAAGAAAGAAAGAAAGAAAAGAAGAAAUACAAAUAAAUAAUCAGGAUUUCUGUGAACUUUUUGUUUCUGCACAAAUGAAAACAGAAGCUACGUUAUCCUGUCAGUUUGCUUGGCCCAGUACUGUCUACCUUUGAGUGGUUAUAUCUUUCCAGGUACUCAGGCAGAGAUUCCUUCCCUACCAUUGUUGCCAGAGAUUGUUAACUAGAGGGCCCGAGAGCAAGUAAAAAACUUAAGAGAAAAGAGAAGAGGAAAAGGUGCUUCAUGCUAGUUGUAUCGCAUCCCUGUUAGGAUUUGACCUGUCUUUUGUCCUUGAAGAGGCCAUGUUUCCUUAUUUGUAAUGAGCUGUUGGCAGUUUCCCACUGCCAGCUGCAUCUCUGCGCUUGAUUAAGAGAGCUUGGAUCUUAGCUGUGUAAUAAUUCUGAGAGCCAAGUGAAAACCACUUAUUAGCUUCAUCGGAGCCUGUGUACACUUCCGCCAGGAUGCACGGGGGGUGGGGGUGGCGAGGAACAAAUUAAAAUUUAUAGAAGUUUGCAUCACACGGGAGCCAGAUUUGAAAGACCAAGCGGAGAUCUGAAACAAUAAGCGGAAGUGUUGAGUGCACACACAGAGAGCACCUAGCUGACCCACACACUCACACGCCGUGACCCAGUUUGCACGUAAUGCUGAGCCAAACCAUAGCUCAGCAUGAAUGAGCAAUCAUGUGGGUUCUGUGAGUGAAGAUUGUGGCUGCAGCACUCCUUAGUCCUGCUGCUGCCACAGCUGCACUCCUUGGGGCUGAGCCAUGGUUUGGCAUAGUGUUACAUCUGAAUGCAGACUUGUGGUUUGUCUCCACCAGACAAACCAUGAGUGGUUAGCCAUAGAACAGCUCGUCGCAGAGCAAGACAGAGAAAAAACAACCAGAAUUUUGGAUGUAAUGCUAAGCCAGAGUCUGGUUUAGCUCUGAGUACACUACAGUAUUCUGUUGUCAAGGUAGGCAUAGAUAUGAGUGUAAUAGCACUCACCCAUGUUGUUGUUUAGUUGUUUAGUCGUGCCCGACUCUUCGUGACCCCCAUGGACCAGAGCACGCCAGGCAUUCCUGUCUUCCACUGCCUCCCACAGUUUGGUCAAAUUCAUGUUGGUAGCUUUGAGAACACUGUCCAACCAUCUUGCCCCUUCUCUUUGUGCCCUCAAUCUUUCCCAACAUCAGGGUCUUUUCUAGGGAGUCUGCUCAUCUCAUGAUGUGGCCAAAGUACUGGAGCCUCAGCUUCAGGAUCUGUCCUUCCAGUGAGCACUCAGGGCUGAUUUCCUUCAGAAUGGAUAGGUUUUAUCUUCUUGCAGUCCAUGGGACUCUCAAGAGUCUCCUCCAGCACCAUAAUUCAAAUGCAUCAAUUCUUCGGCGAUCAGCCUUCUUUAUGGUCCAGCUCUCACUUCCAUUCAUCACUAGUACUCUCCCAUACCAAAUACCAAACUUAAAUACCACGUAAAAAUAUUUAACAGAGUAAUCACACACACAGAGGGAAGUAAGCCCCAGUGUGCCAAAUUUCUUCACCAUCCCUUCUUGCUUACUUCUUCUGUGCUUCUCUCUGCUGUAGCUCUGGAAGGAGACUGGAGCUAGAUAGCAGCCAAUGGAACCCUCUUAAUACUAGAGUCAGCUUUUGCUAUGCUUGGGGCGAGGAGGAAUGGCUUGGGAGUGAUUCAGGGGGCAGCUUAAGUUAAAUGUUACAGCAUUAAGAAAUGCUCUUGGCAACGAAGUCUGUAAGGCUGAAGCAACCUCCCCGGGGAUGCAGUGGAAACUCUGUCUUCAAAGCCAUUAAAAUAAAUUAGAACGUGCAAAGGCCUGAAGAAUUUGUAACAGAAAGGCUGUCAUGGUUUGUUGACCAGUGUGCAUGAGAAGGAUAGGAUGACCACAUGAUCUCAGAUCCAGAAAUUAUUUUCUUCAAGGAAACUUCAUGCCCAGGUGACAGAUAAAAACAAACAGCCUCAUUGGGUCUUCAGCCCUUAUUAAAUUGUCCAAUGAUUUCCCUUGAUUCCGUCAGUCUCCUUCACUUAAGCACAUUAUGCUAUUGACAUUUUGUGUUUUUUAAACCAGUGCAUGAGCUUAAUGAGCCUGUUUGAUAGUCUAUGAACUAUCUUUUGGUUUCCUCAAAGUUAACAUGGUUGGUUAGGCUUCUGCGUUUAAUCCAAGAUACCUCUGGUACAUGUGCGCUAAGCAUAAAGUGAACAUAGGUUUCCUGUUGUGGGCCUGCUCUGCAGCUUCUAUUGCGUAGACACCACAGCCCAAGUCCUACAAUCCCCAUUUCCUUCAGCUGCUUGCAAUCCUUAUUGCAAGUUCUGCAAUCCCCUCAUUCAUCAGUUUCUUAUUUCUUUUUUCCCUAGGAAGGAAUUUGAUGUCACGUUUUCUGAUCAUUCCACCAGUGCAAGCAUUUUUGCUUGCCAGACAGAACAGUCAACCUUCUCUUCCCCCUGCAUACUGUUCUGGGGGGUUCUCCUGACCUCUUCCACUCCCUGCUAAAUUCAGGGUGGGAGACAUGCAGGUGGAGGAAAGAGUGGAGUUCCCUGUUGGAAGGUGGAAGGCCUUCCGCAGGGCUUUUGCUGGCAGGAUCUAUUAACUGAAUCCAGUCCCUCGUCUACUACUUCCAUAUCAGAAUUCUACAUAAAAUCUACUCGGCAAGGCAGUCAUUUUCCCUUAUCCUUUACAAACAAUUAAGAUAUUAUCCAAUGUUUACUCCAGGAAGCCAUGGCGUGUGUGGUAUUGAAAAGAUUGUUCCCUUGACACCAGUGUUAGAACCUCAUAUAUAUAAGUUAGGGGGCUGAGUGGCUACUUAAACCAGGGUUACAGUCACCAAAAUGGAAUGUCUAGUUGCCAUUUUGGGGGCAGAGAGCUCAAAAGUCAUAUUUUUCAAUAUGACUUUUUGGUUACUGAAAUUCAUUCUGACUGUGCAGAUAAAAUAUAACUGAUAGAAUUCUACAGGAUGUGUUGCCAGUGUGUGAAAACAGGCAAGAUCCAGUGAUCCCCAGGAAUGCACCUCCAGGUGGUGGGGACAUCGUGCGCCGUCCUGGCACCUGGGCAUCUUGGUUACAAGUGGCUGAUAGCCAGGUGCAAAAUGGACCUUGGGCCUGGCAAAUUUCUAACGCUGCUCAACACCACAACAUCCUAUGAAACAUACAAUGCAAGUAGGAAAUGGCACUAUUCAGGGACCUCUUAAAAAUGGCACCACCAUUAGGAGAGGUGUGAGUUCUAGUUCCAUCAACACCAUAUAUUUAAAGCAUCUGGCUUCCUCUGAACAAUCCAGGGAGCUGUCAUUUACCCCUCAUGGAGCUCCCGUUCCCAUGAUUUUGGGGGGGAAGUCAUGUGCUUUCAAUGUUUAGUGUGGAUGUAGCCUUUGUCCCCGGUGGCUGGUGAGCACGUGAAGCUAAAUUUUGAUGAUGUGUCAAUAAAGAUUAAAUAAAAAUGGAAAAGGAAAAGUUGACUGGGUAUCCUACACCUCCACCCCAGGACCAUUUCCUCAUAGCUGUGGUUUUAGGGAUCCGGCAUGCUCUUAAGCUCAGCUGGAUCUUGCAGUACUCACAGGUCAAGUGCUUCUGCCUUUGCCAGUCCGUGAUGCAUCAUUGCAGGACUAACAAAGACUCUGCUGUGUGCAUGGCCAGCUUCCUGUGUGGGUGGGGAAAUACCUGCCAUAUUACCCACCUUCUUGAUUGUACACUCCAGCAGAUAUCAUUUGGCUGUGCCCCUUCCAUUGAUUCAGUUCCUUGCUUCAAACGUCUUAGCCUUGCAUAAUGGGUCCCCUAGCCUUUUCUGUUAAUUCAAAUGUCUGGUGCAAAGCAAAUGGGUGAGAUAGUUCUGCCCCUUCUCCGUUAACAAUAAUUAGAUGUGGUCCAAUUUUCCCUCCAGGAAGUCCUGAUACCUAUGGGGAAAAGAGGACUACAGAAAGACUUAGGGCAGCUAAUUAAAGUGUGGUGAGGGGAGGGGGGCAAAGCCCUGGAGCUGGAAACAUUACAAAGAGUUUUCAAUCUACAUAAGGCAAGCAGUAUUUAAUUAUAUACAAUUAAAACAUUAUAUUUCAAACCCCUGAGAAACGGCGGGCUUCAAGAGACCACUUACUGUGAUUGAAAAGGUGCUAAUGAACUCUAGAGACUCCAAAGGCAUCAAAACUACAUAGUGAACUUAUUAAACUUGAUCUGGAAGAUAAAUCUAAUUACCGGGAUAAAUUGAAGAGGGCAGGGGGAAGAGAGACUUCAGAUAAGGAGAUCUCCCUAGAGCUCUAGGUUCUUAUUAGAGCAGUUUGAAAUAUCUUGUAGAAAA